AUGAAGUCCUCCAUGUAUGGCCAGGAGUGGGUGGCUGGGGAGACACUGGGUGUGAUGGUGGGAAGGUGUGGUGGCGGUGGUGAUGACGAUGAUGAGGAUGACAAUGAGGAUGACAGCUUGAAACACAGUCCUGUAAUUCUGAAGUCCAUGCUCCAAAGAAGGGGAGAUGGGAAGGGACAGGUCUCCUGUUCAGCUAACACAAGACCCCAGCUAGAGAUCAGAGACUGGGAGAAGCAUGAAAUCACGCAUUUAGUUGCUAUAGGUUGGCUACAGCCCUGUGCUAAAGGCCACAGCUAUCGCAGGUUGUCCUCUUCAUCACCUACCCUGUCGGGGUUCCAGUGGCCUCUUGCUCUCCUUCAGGAGGACAGUGAGAACCCCCACUUCACCAUCCCUACUGGCCGCCUAAAUCCUGUGCUUAGAUCGAACUGUAACAUUAUUCCAAUCACAUUUAUCUUGCAGGCGGCGGAGGAGGUGGCAGCCUCGCUGGAAACGCGCGGGGGAGCCGGCGCCCGCGGCCGGGGACGCACAGCGCGGCGCUCCAUCGCCACGCCGCCGCGCAGACCCUCCAUCUUCCUGCCUGGCCUCCGGGCCCCGCUCGCCCCUGCCUGCGGGGUCAGGCUCCUCUCUGGGGCUGCUGCCCGCCCCCAUCCCCCAGGCCUCCGCGGCUCUCCUGCCCGGUUCCCCUCCCCCGCCACACACGCUGACACGCGCGCGCGAACACACACUCACACACCCGCACACACCAGCGAGCGGCUGGCCUCUCAAUGGACCGAUUUCCCCUCUUUCCCUGAUCCCAGUCCAGCCCGGGAUGAGAAAUUGCAAAAUGGCCCGGGUCGCCAGUGUGCUGGGGCUGGUCAUGCUCAGCGUCGCCCUGCUUAUUUUAUCGCUCAUCAGCUACGUGUCCCUGAAAAAGGAGAACAUCUUCACCACUCCCAAGUACGCCAGCCCGGGGGCGCCCCGAAUGUACAUGUUCCACGCGGGAUUCCGACGGCAGAGUCGCAGGUCGGAGAAGCGGGGGACGCGGCCGCUGUCCGCGGUGCUGACUCCCCGGUCCGCGCCGCGCCCGGGCGCCGGCAGUGCUCCUGGCUCCCGCCCCUGAGCUCCGCGAGACGGCCAUUUUAUGGUCUCUCCCGCACCCGGAGGGUUGGACAAUGGAGACAGACCUCCCCAGUUUUCUUACUCCCUCACAGGUCACAGUUUGCGCUGAAGUUUCUAGAUCCGUCAUUUGUGCCCAUUACGAAUUCUCUGACCCAUGAACUCCAAGAGAAACCUUCUAAGUGGACAUUUAAUCGGACAGCGUUUUUACAUCAAAGGCAAGAAAUUCUUCAGCAUGUCGAUGUAAUAAAAAAUUUUUCUUUGACCAAGAAUAGUGUUCGGAUCGGACAACUGAUGCACUAUGAUUAUUCCAGCCAUAAAUAUGUUUUCUCUAUUAGCAAUAACUUCCGAUCACUACUUCCAGAUGUGUCUCCCAUUCUGAAUAAGCAUUAUAAUAUUUGUGCUGUGGUUGGAAAUAGUGGGAUCCUGACAGGGAGUCGGUGUGGACAAGAAAUAGAUAAGUCAGAUUUUGUUUUCCGUUGCAAUUUUGCCCCUACGGAGGCUUUCCAAAGAGAUGUUGGAAGGAAAACCAACCUGACCACCUUCAACCCCAGCAUCCUGGAAAAAUAUUACAACAAUCUUUUGACCAUUCAGGACCGUAACAACUUUUUCCUCAGUUUAAAAAAGCUCGAGGGGGCUAUUCUUUGGAUCCCUGCAUUUUUCUUCCAUACUUCUGCAACUGUCACCAGGACAUUAGUUGACUUUUUUGUUGAACACAGAGGUCAGUUAAAAGUCCAGUUGGCGUGGCCUGGAAAUAUAAUGCAACAUGUCAACAGGUACUGGAAAAACAAACAUUUGUCACCCAAACGGCUGAGCACAGGUAUUCUUAUGUACACCCUUGCAUCAGCAAUAUGUGAAGAGAUCCACUUGUAUGGAUUUUGGCCUUUUGGAUUUGACCCCAACACGAGGGAAGAUCUUCCAUACCAUUACUAUGACAAAAAAGGAACCAAAUUUACCACCAAGUGGCAGGAGUCCCACCAGCUGCCUGCUGAGUUUCAGCUGCUGUACCGAAUGCAUGGGGAAGGGCUCACCAAGCUGACUCUGUCACACUGUGCCUAAGAACUCCAAACAGAGAGUGCCAAUCGGCUGUUUAAAAAGUGCCCCAACUCACAAUGAAUAGUCUUCAGAAUCAAACCCUAGAGAAUUUCUUAUAAGGAUCGUGUGCCGUUUAAAAGGAAAGAUGUCUUCCCUCCCUUUUUUGCACUGCUCUUUUGAGUGUCUCAGCAGGACAAACGCACUGAAGCCACAUGAUUUCAACUUGACUGAUAAAGGAAAUGUUACAUUUGGAACUAUGUUGCUAACAGAAUGGUCUGAAGUAUUUUCAUCUUUGUAUUUUGAUAAUAAACUGCCUCCCAUUUUUUAGGAGGACUAGAGCUGUAGUUUCUACAGCUUUGCUUAGACACAGUCCUCAUAAUCAGAGGCCUCAGGCCAAUUUGGGCAGGAUUUCAGUUUUUGGGUGGGAUAAAACUCUCCAGAAUAGAAACAUAAAGAACUGAUUUGCAUCUCAUCUCUAUCUCCAACCAUGUCCCUUGCCCCACCACCAUGGAGUUUAAUAAUUUGCUAGGAAUCAUACUGAAUUAGCUUUGCUUGUAUCUGUUGCAUUUGUACUAGAUGUGUUCAAGGUUCUGGGUAACUUUGAUGUUUCAUGACAAACCGAGCAAAUCAUGAUAGACCCCCUUAUGAUUACUUUGGUAAGAAACACGUCUUACAAAGUUAUCACUAGUCCAUGAAGUCUACAACACGGUGGCCCCUCUGUGGUGCGUGGCUUAUAAUGCAGUGCAUCUCUCACUACCAGAAAGAAAGCCUGUGUCAUGGGUGGCACUGUAUUUCUUGCCAUGAGUGCUAUUAUGGCAGAUGACUUAUUACCACAUUUGCAAGGGCAUUCCAGCAUGAGUUUAGUGCCUACACAAUCCCAACCCAGGCACUGGGCUGGGAAUCCUCUCAAAAUAUAGAGACAGUGAAUCAGCUUAAAAACCUGGGAAGCCUGGGACAUAAAGAAGAAAACGAAGAAGAAAAUGAAGUAGAAUGCUUAGAAAUUGUUAUGAAGUUGUAUAUACCCUGAAGUGUUGUAACCAAGCUGCCUGUUCAGAGCUGUUGAGACCCAGCAGGGUUAGAGAAUAGAAGCUUCCAGGUUGGCCCAGCCAGGCCCCCAUGUGAAUAGGGCUGAAGUGAGGUCCUCUGUGGUGUCACUGUGCUCACCAGCACCAUUUGUCCUCUUUAACACUGUAUGAGGAGACACUGUAUAGUCUCUCUUUCCACUGGAACUGGAUCUGUGCAUCUACAAAUUAAGCAUUUCCAAAGGAAGAGCCACUAGGUAGUGGCAAGAUUUGGUACAAAAUAACCCUUGAAAUUUAAAGGAAUUAGUUAGCCAUUCUCUUCUUCAUUAUUUCAGCUUUAGAAGUUGAAAUCACAUCACUCCAGUCCCUGGCUUUUCACAGAGCAGCACUUUAUUCUUCCAGUUCAGCCCAAAGUCUGGCCAAGUUGAUGUUAAAUUUUAAUAAGAGUUUCUUCUUUCCAAAUGCCAGUCAAGCACAUUUAUGAUAUAAUUGGGUGGGGUGGCUUGUUCUUUUCCAGAAAUCUCAUCUAGGUUGCCUACAAUGUUACAAAUACUGUUUAAAAUAAUUGCUGUAAUUUGAUCAAUAAAUAUGAGAGAUGCCCUCUCAAAAAAAAAAAUAAUAAUAA
Manis javanica (Malayan pangolin) is the source of this 3777-nucleotide messenger RNA. Lineage: Eukaryota; Metazoa; Chordata; Mammalia; Pholidota; Manidae. The record is from RefSeq and is a predicted model, not a curated record.